AUAUGUGACGUACUGAUUUGUACAAUCGUACUUAAUCGACCGCCCGCUGUAUUUUGUUGUCUUUACAGAGGAUGACGGGUGUAUUUCUAGUUUUUGUUAACUUUUAUCAUCCACUAAGGUAAAUAACAUAAUGUUUUAGACUCAAAAGGCAACUGUAGAUAUUUCAUUUGACGAUUUAAAAUAGGGCGCGAGACCACAGUAUAGGAAAGUUGGGGGACACAUACAUGCUUUCGAUUAUUGUUUGUCCAUUGAAAAUACAGCUUCAAAGCAAUCAAGUGAACACAUUCAGUCGGCUUUCUUAACGGGAUAAAAAUCUGUCAGAGUUUGGCAUUCAAGUCUUUGGAGGAAUGAAACGCAAAUGUCUACAGAGCAAAGUUGAAACCGGGAUCAUUUGACUAGAAGUUUGGAUCCUCCUUGACUUGCUCACAGCCAUGGUGACUCAAAUAUCUUAUCGGCUUUCUGAAUGAGCGCAUUGUGCAAUGGGGACACAGAGAAACGGGUUCUGCAAACGAGAGACUUUCAUUCUGUCUGUUGAUGUGGGAACAACUUCCAUAAGGUGCCAUGUUUACGAUAAGAGUGCGAAUAUCAAGGGGUCCUGCUCCUCGAAGGUGUCCCUUCUGUAUCCUCAGCCUGGAUGGGUCGAGAUUGACCCUGAGGAACUGUGGAAAGGGUUUGUCACUGUAGUCAAAGGAGCAGUUCAAGACUCAGGCUUACAGAUGUGCCAAAUGGAAGGUCUUGGCAUCUCAACCCAGAGGGCAACAUUCAUGACCUGGGACAAAAACACAGGAAAACCAUUUCAUAAUUUCAUCACCUGGCAGGACUUGAGGGCAGCCGAGUUGGUGAGAUCGUGGAACGGGUCCUGUACUAUGAAGACAGUACAUGGGGUGACGAAGAUGCUGCACUUCCUCACCAGACAAAAGCGGUUCCUUGCAGCCAGUUUGGUAGUUUUUACUACCCAACAUGUGUCACUACGUCUUGUCUGGGCCUUGAACAAUAUCCCUCAGUUGCGGGAGGCAGUCGAAGACGGUUCCUGUUAUUUUGGGACCAUAGACACGUGGCUGCUGUACAAACUCACUAAAGGCCUGGUUCAUGCUACAGAUUACUCUAAUGCCAGUACAACAGCAAUAUUUGAUUCCUAUCAGAUGUGCUGGAGUGGGUUUCUUUGCUCACUCCUCUCUAUACCUCUCUCCAUCCUUCCCAGGGUGCAGAACACGAGUCAUAAAUUUGGCUCAUGUGAUCCAUCCAUAUUCGGGGUGCCCAUCCCAAUCAUGUCUGUUAUGGCGGAUCAACAAGCAGCCAUGUUUGGAGAAUGCUGUUUUGACACUGGAGAUGUGAAAAUUACUAUGGGCACUGGGACCUUCAUGGACAUCAAUACAGGAAACAAACCACACACGUCUGUUGCCGGCCUUUAUCCACUGGUGGGCUGGAAGAUCGGUGCUGAUGUUGUGUAUCUGGCUGAAGGCAAUGCUGCUGGAACAGGUGCUGCAAUUAAAUGGGCACAGGAUCUAGAGCUCUUUUCUGAUGUGAAGGAGACAGAAACCAUAGCCACUAGUGUGGAAGACUCAGAUGGCGUGUAUUUUGUGCCUUCUUUCAAUGGCUUACAGGCCCCUCUGAAUGAUCCUAAAGCUUGUGCCUCUUUUAUGGGCUUAAAACCUUCCACAACCAAGAGACACCUGGUCCGAGCCAUUCUGGAGUCUAUAGCAUUCAGGAACAAGCAGCUCUUUGAUGUCAUGCUUAGGGAAACACGUAUUCCCAUUACUAAAAUCAGGGCAGAUGGAGGUGUAUGCACAAAUGAUUUCAUCAUGCAGCUGACUGCUGAUCUGUUGGGGCGCAAGAUAGCACGUCCAUGUCACUUUGACAUGUCCUGCCUUGGAGCUGCUUUUGUUGCGGGACUAGGAACAGGCUACUGGAGGAGCCAAGAGGAGCUGAAGAAGCUUUUGACCACUGACCAACAUUUCCUUCCCAGAAGGAGUAAAGCAGAAGGGGACAAGGGAGGCCAAUACAGAGCUGUCCUGCAGAGCUGGGAGAGGGCUCUUCAGCGAUCCAUGCACUGGUACAGCCAGCCCUGAUUUACCACAAGUUUAUUCUGUAAACAGGUGUGGGGUGAUUCUCCUUCUCACUGAGGAAAAACACUUGAACAGUAUGAUUUCCUAUCUGCAUUUGGAAACUUGCAGAUCAGUGGUUUAUGAUUACAGUUUAUGAGUCUUGCCUAAUCACAAGGAGUUUUACAGAUUUACGACUUGUUUGUGCAAAUCAAAGUCGCUCAGCUGUGAAUCCAGUAGUAUUAUGAUGAUGAGGUGGCAGGCUGCUGCACAAUUCCUACUUUAGAAUAAGAUAGAUGUAGUUUUAUGAUUUUGCCAAUCAAUACUUAAGCCAUUAGGCACUGAAAAUCAAUCAGUGCCUUUAUCUGACUACUGUUUUUUUUUUUAAAUAAAAAUGAACAAAUUAAUUUAUUUAACUGUGCCUUAAUGAGGUGCUUUUGAAUGAGAGAUUCUCAGUGAGGUAACCUGAUUACUCAUCUCCCAAAUUGACAUCUCACCCUGAGAGAAUUAUAGUAAUUUUAUGUAUGUUGUUUACAUAGAUAGGAUGGGAGUAAGUGAAACUUAAUGCUCUUUCUCACUUUUAUUAACACACAUUGUUCAUCCAUUAGUAGUGUAUGGCAAUGAAUACAAGCAUUCAUUGAUGAUAUUGUAAUUUUCAUGUAAUUUUAGUUGAUAUUUUCUAAUUGCACAUAUAGUCCUGACAUUAUAGGUUAUUUUUUAUAUUAAAUGUACCUCUUAAUACAAAGACAAUGCUGCAAACAUGGAAAACUUGUUACCUGAAGUGCUAUAUUUCCUAGUGUGUGUUUUUUGUUUUGUUUUUUUUCUCCCUGACUUAAAGCAUCCAACCUGCUAUUACUUGUUUUUAUACAAACUAUAGCAGUGUUGCAGUUUCCACUUGAUACUAUCAUCUGUGGCUAAUGAUAUAAUACAUUCAACUGUAGUAAUUAAGUAACUGUGAAACUGUAAUAUCAUAGGUUGAUAAUCAGGGUUUCAAAGAAAGAAUAGACUGAUAUUUGCUAUAAAGAAAAAUGUAUUUUAUGAAUAGACUUUCAAAGAACUCUUAACAUUGUGCCAUGUUUCAUGUCAGUAUGUGAAAUUAUUUGUUUUAAUAAAUUUUCAAUAUGCCAUUUUAAUGUCA
Molecule: messenger RNA, 3180 nt
Organism: Ctenopharyngodon idella (grass carp)
Lineage: Eukaryota; Metazoa; Chordata; Actinopteri; Cypriniformes; Xenocyprididae
Gene: gk5
Product: glycerol kinase 5
Exons: 16
Coding region: 480-2069 (529 amino acids)
Biological process (GO): glycerol-3-phosphate biosynthetic process; triglyceride metabolic process; glycerol metabolic process
Cellular component (GO): mitochondrion
Molecular function (GO): glycerol kinase activity
Source: RefSeq, a predicted model, not a curated record